UUGCGACAGGUGCCGCAAAAUGUUCUUAUUUCCGGUUUGUAAAGGGAGAUACACGAGUUUUGACAACUAAUCUUAAAUUUGCACCAAAAUGAAUAUAAGAUGUGCAAGGCCGGAAGACCUGAUGAAUAUGCAGCACUGUAACCUGUUGUGCCUGCCUGAGAACUAUCAGAUGAAAUACUACUUCUACCAUGGACUUUCCUGGCCUCAGCUCUCAUACGUAGCAGAAGAUGAAGAGGGGAAAAUAGUGGGUUAUGUAUUAGCUAAAAUGGAGGAGGACCCAGAAGACUCUGUUCCUCAUGGUCACAUUACAUCACUGGCAGUGAAGCGGUCACAUCGAAGGUUGGGGCUGGCCCAGAAGUUGAUGGACCAAGCUUCCAGAGGAAUGAUUGAAUGCUUCGACGCUCAAUACGUCUCCCUGCAUGUUAGAAAAAGCAAUCGCGCAGCUUUACAUCUCUACAAAAACACACUCAAAUUCUCAGUAAGUGAAAUUGAACCCAAAUAUUACGCAGAUGGGGAAGAUGCGUAUGCUAUGAGACGGAACUUGGGUGAAUUCAGAGAGAAAGUAAGGUAUGGACUGAAAGCACAAGCUGAGGCAGGACCAUCGUCAUGACAACAGUGAAUAGAAAGUGGAAAUAUGUGAAAUAAUGACAUCUGAUAAAACUUGAUUCGCAUGUGAAAGGAGUGUUAGACAGCUGGAAUUGACUGUGUAUACUUGCUUGGACUGUUCAAGAAUACAUUUUAUUCUCAUUAAAAUGAACAAUAUAUAUUUUCUUUUUUCGCUUUGUGAAGUAUACUGUACAUUAAAUUUUAAACUAUUAAACCAACCAUGUAACGAAAAUGUUGU
Magallana angulata is the source of this 844-nucleotide messenger RNA. Its product is annotated as N-alpha-acetyltransferase 11-like. Gene Ontology annotation, molecular function: protein-N-terminal-glutamate acetyltransferase activity; protein N-terminal-serine acetyltransferase activity. The transcript is spliced from 7 exons. Gene Ontology annotation, biological process: N-terminal peptidyl-glutamic acid acetylation. The record is from RefSeq and is a predicted model, not a curated record. Bases 89 to 610 code for a protein of 173 amino acids. Gene Ontology annotation, cellular component: NatA complex. Lineage: Eukaryota; Metazoa; Mollusca; Bivalvia; Ostreida; Ostreidae.